Apis florea (little honeybee) is the source of this 1966-nucleotide messenger RNA. RefSeq lists its product as uncharacterized. The record is from RefSeq and is a predicted model, not a curated record. Lineage: Eukaryota; Metazoa; Arthropoda; Insecta; Hymenoptera; Apidae.
GCUGAAUUACUCUCACUCGAGAGGCCCCCGUCUCUUCUUCUACGUGGGGGCUUCAAGUAUCCCCCUGCUUCUCGUGGAGUAUAAAGGACCCUGGUCUACCUUGCACAGAGUCACAGAACAGAGCGGCAUCGCAGAAGCCGACAUGAAUCCUCUGAUCGCGUGUAUGAUAGUCGGUCUAGCGGGGUUCGCCCUCGCGGAGCCACCGUCCGGCUACAGCUACAGCAGACCAUCAGGGGGUGGUUAUUCCUUCGGUGGUGGCGGCGGUGGAGGCGGUGGCGGUGGUGGAUACACCGCAGUGUCCACCGGCUAUCAAACUAGCGAGGGGGCAUCGAUCGACGGCGCGUUGCUCGAGCAGAUCCGUCAGAUCCUGCUGAGGGAAGAACAGAGCAGCGGAUUCGGAGGUGGCAUCGGAGGUGGUUACGCUCCUAGCUCGAGCUACGGCGCCCCAUCGUCCCAAUACGGUGUUCCAAGCUCGUCCUACGGUGUGCCGAGUUACCAGACCCGCGUGGUGGGCAUCGAUCUCGAUGGAAUCAGGCAGGCCAUCCAGGUGGCCCAGUUCAACCAAGUGAGCCAAGGGCCUGGCGGCUAUCCGAGCGGGCCGAGCGGAAGCUACGGGGUGCCGAGCAGACCAAGCGGUAGCUACGGUGCACCGUACUAAAUGCCGAUCAUCGGACCAAAUGCAGAUUGGAUGAUGGGAGAGUGAGAGAGAAGGAGCGAAAGAGAGAGAGCGAAUGGAGGCACCGCGUCGACCACCGCGAUUAUCUUCCGAGCUGAAACUCGAGGCAACGAAACGGAGGCAAGAUGAUCGAGGCCGAUCGAGAAGUACCAGGAUUAUUACGUUCGAUCGAGUAGUAAGAAUAUUUUUACCCCAAACACGAUGAGAAUUCUUCGAAUCCUCCAACUUAUUCCGCUCGGAAGAUGGUCGUAAGACGGAUAAAUCGUUAAGAAGAUAGAUCGUAUUUUCAAACAAACGAAUAAUAUCGGUGGUCGUUCGACGUUGUCAGGAUUCUCAGGGGAAGGGAGGGGGGGUAAAGGAGGAGAAUAAGAUCGUAAAGGAUGUACGUACAAGGUAACAUUCCAAGCAGGGAUUCCAAAGGAUCCUGUUUCGUUGAAAUCAAAUCGUCGUCGCUUCAACGGGCCACGAUCCUCGAAGGAAUCGCGGGCGUGCGUACCAAACGGAAGCUCCAGAUCUUUGGCUCGUUGAGGAAUAAAAGGUCGUCGCUUCAACGGGUCAGGGCUCGUGGAGUGAACUUGAAACGUUCGAACGAUCGGCUGCUAGAUUUAACGAACCGAGAGUCGACGGGGUGUCGUUUUCUUAUCGUACCAAAAUCAUCGUCGUCGCGGUCGGAUCCACGAGGGAUCACGAACGUACCACAAGUGAUAAAAAUGAGCUGUCGCGAAGAGAAAAAGAUAAAAAAAAAUAAAAAAAAAUAAAAAAAUAAAAAAAAGAGAGAAAAGAAAAGAAAAAAAAAAGAAUAGAAACAAACUACUGCAAAAAACGAUCUCAAAAGAGAUUCAACGUUACUACCAUUCGUUGUGACUUCGAAACGGUAUAUAGCCGUGAUGCCGGAGCCGAAGUCGAAGCCGUGAUCGGCGCACAGAAGCGCCUUGUAAAUACAAUUUACACGCUUUCCACAGCGUACGCUACGUCAUCCAAGAGUACGAGGAGGAACUGAACGCGUACGUCAUCGAAUCUGGCCUAAAACAGUUAUUCCAAGAAAGAUCAAUGAUGCCUAACGUAUUGAAUGAUUGAAGAAAAAGAAGAAGAAGAAAAAAAAAAAAGAAAUUGAAAGGAAAUGAAAAUCGAGAAACGUAGCGGACGCUGACACAAAUAUACACGUAAACACACAGAUACAUUAUAUUUUUUAUAUGUCUUAAACGCUACUCCUUAACCACGCAUUUUUUUAUACUUGUAUAAAGGCUUUUUUGUAGAAAAAAAUAAAAAAAAACGUCGCCACCGUUGAAA